CCACACACACACACACACACCCGCACGCGCACACACUCGUAUCCACCGCCUCCUUCUGCCUGAUCGAGAGGGAAGGAGGUGAUGAGAAAGCAGCAAAGCAGAGGAGAGACCCGGGGGGAGAUCGUAGUGUCUUUACGCACCGAGGAGGCGUCGCACGGGGCGCGGACGAGCAGGGGACGCAUCACGGGAGAGAUAGAGAAGACCGAGGAAGGAGGAGGAGGAGGAGGAGGAGGCGACAGCGGCUCGUAAACACGACAGAAAAACGGCGAAUAGGACGGAAGACAGCGGCGAUCACCCCCCACACACACACACACACACACACACACACACAGCGCCACCCCGUGUCCCUCCUCAUCUCUCCAUCUCCAUCCUCUUCCGCGCCGUUCCCUUCCCUGCGCACCUCCGCGGCUCCGCGUUCACUGGAUGUGUUUUUCUGCCUCGGGACUAACCGCUGCUCGGUGUUUUCGUAGAAUAAACACCGGAGAGGAGAGGGGGGGGGAGGGAGGGAGAGAGGGAGGCUGAGGCACUACCACCACCACCACCACCACCGAGAGGAUCCACCGGAUAGGUCCGGCUCGGGACGCCUCUGAUCCGGCGGAUAACACCGGAGGACAGGGGGGGGGGGUGGAGAGCACUACGAGAUGCCCGUGGAGUAGCCGUGCUGGUGGGAGACACACGGAGAGGGACCCCGGCCCCUUGUUGUUAUCACCGCGGCGCCAGCAUCACCGAUGCGAUGGCAUAGCGGCUCCUGCACCAAAACUACCCGACUAGAGAUCAGCAGGAGUCUCAUCCACCAUGGACCUCUGAAAUAUCUGACACGGGCACAGAUGGGAUGAAAAUGCGGCGGCACAGGGUGUUCUUGCUCUGCACAGUGGGCCUGUGCGUCAUCUCCUUCCUACACUACUACAAGGCCCUCCACUAUGUCUCCCUGCUGCGCGAGCUCUCCGCCCCGUACCCCAACAUCAAGUCCUUCAUCAUGGUCUCCGGCUUCUUCUGGAGGGAGAAGGGCGUGGCCUCCACCCCGAUCAGCCCCGCCUCCCCCGAAGAGGCCCCACCCUUACCAGUUAUCCGUCAGUCGGACGCCAAAGCCAGAGGCGCGUCGGGUGCUGCGGGAGGAGGAGGAGGAGGCGGGGAAGGAGGAGGGAAGGGUCUGGGGAUUGGUGGACUCAUGGUCGGAGGUGCUGGGAUUAUUAGCAGCGCAGGGCUGGAGAUGAGGCUGAGGGAGGAGCCGGCAGCUCCUUACCCCUGGGAGAAGCCAGAGGAGAACCAGCGGGGAGAUUCUCCCGAUGAGGAGAGGGCUGAGGACCAUUUGCGGCCGCAGAACCCCAACCUACAAGUUGAACCUGCUGAGCCUGACCUCCCUGAUGUCCCAUUUGCUGGAAAAGAACACAGGGUGGUGUCCCUCAGGGAUCAAUUGCCGGAACCCUUAGAAUACUUGGGAGACAUCCACACACACACACACCAGCUUAAAGAUGACAAAACACCUUACUUUGUCCGAACCAAAGCCGGGGCUCUUUGCUUUAGGCAGGGGACGGAGGUGGCUACACCGAAGGAGUACUCGGGAAAAUCAGGGGGGGCUGUGGCCAACGGAGCUGGGGAAGGGGCUCGGGCCGGGGCUGCUGGGCAACGGAAACCUCUGGAAGUCCAGCAGCAGCCCUCCAUAGCGCCUAAAGCCAAGACGAGGGCCAGGGGCAACGGGAAGCGGCUGGUCAAGUGUGUGUGUCGGCCGGGGUGGCACGGACCUUACUGUGGGGUUCCCACCAUGGUGUAUCACUCCAAUCUGCCAACCAAGGAGAGGCUGACACCCAGGGAGACCCCGCGGAGGGUGAUCAACGCUAUCAAUGUUAACCACGAGUUUGACCUGCUGCACGUGCGCUUUCGCGAGCUCGCCCAAGCCGUUGAUCUGUUCCUCGUAUGUGAAUCCAACUUUACUGCCUAUGGCGAGAGACGGCCGCUGAGUUUCCUGCGGCUCCUCCUCAACGGUACGUACGACUACGUGCGUCACAAGAUCCUGUACGUGUUCCUCGACCACUUCCCAGAGGGCGGUCGGCAGGACGGCUGGAUCGUUGAUGACUACUUGCGAACCUUCCUGACACGUAACGGCAUGUCCCGGGUGGUGGGGGCCAGGCCGGACGAUGUCUUUGUCAUCAAUGACGCAGAUGAGAUCCCAGCACGCGAGGGCCUCCUUUUCCUCAAGCUAUUCGAUGGCUGGACAGAACCUUUUGCGAUCCACAUGCGCAAGUCACUGUAUGGAUUCUUCUGGAAGCAGUUCGGCUCUUUAGAGGUGGUGUCGGGUUGCACGGUGGGGAUGCUCAGUGACGUCUACGACGGUGACGGUAUCAAACUGCGUCGCCGGGAAUACUACACCAUGCCGGGAUUUCGCAAGUACGAGAACGACACAGGCCACAUCCUGGUGCAGUGGUCGGUGGGCAGCCCCUUCCACUUCGCCGGGUGGCACUGCUCCUGGUGCUUCACGCCGGAGGGUAUCUACUUCAAGCUGGUGUCAGCGCAGAACGGAGACUUCCCGCGGUGGGGUGACUAUGAGGACAAGCGAGAUCUCAGCUACAUCCAGGAUCUGAUCCGGACGGGGGGUUGGUUCGACGGCUCCCUGCAAGAAUAUCCUCCGGUGGACCCCAAAGAGCACAUGUACGCCCCCAAGUACAUGCUGGAGCACUUUGACAGGUACCGCUACCUCCUUGAGAACCCUUACAGCAAAGUGUCCAGUCCGAGCGAGGGCUAGGAGGUCAGCUGGGUGAAUCCACGUGAAAUAACUAGUAGGGCCCAGGUGGGGCCUCGGCACUGAGUUGGACGGAACGGUACUGAUGAACUACAUCUCUCCUUGGAGGGAUACUAAAUGUAUCUCCACCAGGCAGCACUGAUGUUGCAGAGAUUAGAAAUCUCGAAAAAAAAUCUUUUUUUUGGGGGGGGUUAAAAAAGGGAACACUGAAUCACAUCCACCAUGGAUUUACGAUGAGAGCAUAUAGAGGAUACAACCACUGGAUAAACAAAACCAUAGAUUUCCUCAUUCCUCCCUUUUUGGGGGAGGGGUCAAGCUAUCUCUCUUUUCGUCCCCCCCACCCCUGUCCUCCCUUUCUUCGCCCGAUCUGAUUGGACGCGCCUGCCGUCUGAGCGAGACGGACGCUGAGAAGAAAAACAAGGGAUUAUUUGCAGGCGUUUGAAACCUGUGGAGAGGAAAAACUUAGCGGGUGAAGGACUGGUUUAUGUUUCUGUCUGUGUUUACUAAAGUUUACGAAGCAGGCUGAUGUUCCCUUUUCACCCCCCCACCCCCCCCGCCUUCAGAUGUCUUCCUGUCAUAUUCGGUGACAUCCUUCCACAACCACGUUCAGAUAUUAUGUUUGUCUUGUAGAAAAUUAUAAACCGCAUUUGAACCCUGCUGGAGUCCCCAUCGCCAAGUGAACGACUGCGUGGAGAUGUUUCAGCUCGUUCAUGUUUUCACACAUCCACAUGCACCUUAGACCUGUUUGAGUGUUUGUAAGAAAGUGUGUGUGUGUCUUUAUAUCAUUGUUGUGAGGUUUUGGGGUGUGAAGGGGGAGAGAGAGAGAGAGAGAGAAACAGUCGGGGGAAAGAAAGAAAGGAUGAUAACGAGGGAGGAAGAGAGUGGUGAUGAAAAGCAGAGAACGCUCUCGACGUUCCCUCUUCCCACAGCGUCUGCUGACGCACGAGGGAUGUUGCAGGGUUGAGUGUGCAGAAUGUGUGCGCUCCCCCGGCGCUCCCAGAUAGCUCUGAAUAAAUCACGGCCCUGUCGAUGGCGUGUGCGAGACGGAUGAAACUCCAGCGUUAGUUUGUCCGAUGAGAACAAUUCGAGAGGAGCUGGGGAACGAUCUCCCUCCGGUUUCGUCUCGCUGUCUAUCUCGGAGCCGAGAUGACUUUGUUUCCUUGGAAACUGAAGCAUGUGAAAAAGGGAGACGGGAUGGGUGUUGUUAAGAUGAGUGGGCGGGUUCACAUCAGGCGAGGAGCUGCAGCGUUCAGAUGAGGUCAAUGCCGAGAACAGGUCCCCCGGUUAAAUAUUCCUUCCUCCUCAGCUGCCAAUCGCCCACUCUCUGAAACUGACUCUUUUUCUGUCUCUCUCCUGUCGUCUCUCUCUCUUUUUUUGUGCUGGUGUCUUCUUUUUUGUUUGUUCAUUUGUUUGUCCUCUGUGUGUGUUUUCGUUUAAUCCUCAUUAACAAGGCGUACUUUAUCCUCCGUCUUCAAUUAUUCUCUUUUUCAUACCCUUUCUCUCAAGAAACGGCUUCCCUCGCUCAUACACACACACACACACACACACACACGCGCACACACACACACAACACACACACACAUUUGCAUUGGCUCUCACACUCCAUUUUUGGUGUGUAUCUAUUUCCACUUAAUUCCUCGCAAGAAUUCCCCAUUUCAACAAUAGGGGUGUAUUUAUCUCCGCUCUGCCUCAUUUCUCUCGCCCUGUCUCUAUAGGACAGGGCAGCCGUUACCAUGGCAAUGCCUUCCCUCUGCCCACAGAUCACUAUAUCGUCUGAACGUGUAGGCAUGAGCGCUCCUGCCGCUUGUCUUCCCCCUGUCGCAGACGGCUGCCGCUGUGGCAGGAUGCCUGAAUCCCCACCCUGAAUUGUCCACGAUGGGGUUAGCAUACUUUCCCUCUGUGAGCGUGGGUCACGUGGGCUGAGGGCCAGUGGGGAAGCCGGGUUACAUUCCUGUCAAGGGCAAGGAAAUCACAGCAAAAGCUAAAACAUGGAGCUCUGAUCGAAAACAGCAAAACACAACGAUUUCUCUUUUAAUUGCAGAUUGACUGAAAUCCUCCGUCUGCUUCCUGGACGCCUGUCUGGGCCUCGCAGAUACCUCGGCUUCAGAUUAGACACCGUUUCAAGGUGAACGGAUCCGCGAGAGGAAUAACAAGUUCAGAGGAGAAAUAGUUGAUAAAGCUGCGACUGGGAAUAUUUAAAAAACCUGAAGACAAAUGUUUGGCAAAUCUGGCGUCGGUGUUUGUGUCCCUCAGUCCGUCGGGGCUGUAGGAAAAUCAGAUUAGCCAACAGGCCGAUGACAGUUGCAUCAGGGCUGCUCGGUUUGCCCGGGUGGCAGCGUGGUCUGCUGCGGCAGCUGUUCGGGGUCUGGUGUUGGUGCUGGGAGCCAAACUUCAAUCCAAACCCAGAGGGGCUCAGAGGAACAAGCUUUAAAUAGGAUUUGACAUGAGACGACAGAAGAGGCGACAACAGAGAGGGAUGAAUCCCGCUUUUUGUUCCUAAACUAGAUUUUGUACCUAAUGUCUGAGUCCAGGGUUGAAGAGCAUCUUCUAGAGAUGUAAUUUCAGGCAGUUAUUUAAAUGGUUUGGCAUCAAAGGCUGCGUUGGUUAUUCCUGAGACCUUUUUAAUCUUCUUUCAGUCAGACAACUCGUGUUUAAAGCAGAACAUAGUGUUUGGUGUCUUGCCUCCAACUUCAUCACUCCCCCAGAUAUGAUUACAUAGAUGUAAUGAUGAGUGAUGAGCUAAUAUCUUUAGCCCUCCCGUCGGAGCCUGCAGCUGGAUGCUGGGGAGGAGGAGGGGCGGCGAUACUGACGGAGAGGCAGAGGCAGUGACAAGCAAAGGGAGCGAUGGGACAUUUCUGCAGCUUGGGUAGAAUAGGAUUGUGGAGAGUGAGUCACAGUCGAUUCAAUUUGUUGACGUCCAGAUAGCCAUCGAAAUAGAAAAAGAAAAUAGCAGCAACACGGGCAUCAUUUCAUUCGGACCAAAUGAAAUGAUUGGCUGGCAGACCUGUCCGUCACUAACAGACCUACCGCUGAAGCAGAGACGAUGUUGGCAAGCGAGUCACGGAAAAGUUGUCAGGCAGUUCUUGUUCAUGUGUUUAGCUUGCAUGGCUGUGACGAUAGGGGGUUGUUGGGGGCAGUUUAGGCUGCUCUUGCUUUUCCAGGAUUACCAACCCCAGCUUUAAAUCACUUAAAUGCUCCUAUCUCGCAGGGUAGUUAACACAAACUGACCAAAGUAUACAAUUUGACUAACAACAGACAAACAAAAUGUGUCUGCCUCCCUCUGAUUCGGGGCCACAGACACACACACACUUUGUCUGUCACUCUGAUGGAACAUGAACGCAGCCUCUCAUUUACACGCUUCCAUAUGAAAAAAACUAAACAAACAGCUUGGUGCUUCGCAGCUGAACGUCAUCUCAGAAAUGUGACCGUGUGACCGCAGGGGUGUCGGUUCAAUCCCAUCAGGCGUGGGGGCGUCUGUGUGUUUGUGUUUAAGCUCUGCCAAGAGGCAUUUAACCAGAGUUUACUCCCAACUCUCAGCUGGCUGCACUCGGGCUGCACAUCUGGUCCACAGCAUUCGUGUGUGUUUGCAUAUCAGUAUGAACGCUGUGCACUUUCAAAAUCAUGUCUGUGUGUGUGUGUGUGUGUGUGUGUGUGUGUGUGUGUGUGUCUGUGUGUGUGAGACAGAGAGAGAGAGAGAGAGAGAGAGCGCGACAGUGACUCAUGCCAGAUAAGGGUGUCUCGCCCGCUGAAAGACAAAUCAGGGUUACCUCACUCAGCCUGUUGCCCCGUUAUCGCCAUGGCAACGAUUCUCCUGAUGAAUUCCUGAGAUCCGUAACAGCCUGAGGUCAUCAACCAACAUAACAGGCGCAGUGAGGGAGGGAGAACAGAGGGAGGAUGGUCAGAGAAAUCAAAUAAUUCUUCUUACACAACCACGACCGAGGUAAAAAAAACAAACAAACAAAGAUCAUCUCCGGUCAAUGUCACAGCAGCGAGCAGCGGCGAGCAGCGGCACAAGCAGCGGACACCGUUACCCAGCACGCACUUCUCUUUUCUUAACAGUUUGUUUGUGUUUUCAUCGAUUUAAACGGCUCAUCACAGCGAGCAGACGAUUUGCUGGAGCAGAAAAACACUUUCAACGUGAGCCAGGAGUGAAACAUGAAUGGGAAGGAUUCUUUCUUUGGCCUGGAAAACUAGAGAAAAAGGAAUUGAAGCCAAGGCUUGAUGAAUGGAGACUCGAAUCCCAAACAAAACACGUUUCAGAAAUAAUCUUUCCACCGCUGUCCCCGGUGGAUGAAAUGUGGUCAUGACACAGGUUAGAGGAAGGGGGAGGGGGGGGAUGACUUUGACCUAACAGCUUUGAUUUCUCACUCUGAUGAAGCAAAGUCGUUUGCUGGUGAUGAAACAAGAAGCGUGCGAAUGAGGAGAGCCGCUCAUCAUCCUUGUAAAAGAGAAAAUCUAUAAACCGGUGACAGUUUAAGUGAAAACGAGGUUGUGAUGUCGACCGGCCGAAGCGGCGCUGGUGCCACCUCGCUGCGCUCGUAAUGGAUUUAUCCAGAUAGGAGGAGGGGCUACGUCCGGCUCGGGGGGUGCACUCAGCACUGAAACAAACCUGCAACGUUCACGUGAGUGGACGGACUGUAAUUGCAGCACUGGACUGGUGCGUGAUCGUUCAUGAAAUCAAUAGGACAGUAACAUAUGGGAAAGGAAAGAGCUGAAGCCUGUAACCAAGAUCAAGCCGCCUCCUUAAUUCCAUCAGGUUUUCUCAGGCGCUUUCGCCAAACAAAUAAAACGCAGUAAACGCGUCUGCAGGCUUCAGGUGAGAAAAUACAAUACAUAAAUAAACCGAGUAUGAAAUGCUAAACUGUCGAGGAGGCGGACGGAUGCAGCUCGUUGUUAAUAUUAGCAACAGGAAAUGCUGUGACGUGUUGAAUAAAUAUUUACAUUCUUAUUCUCUGUGCAGGUUUUCUGCCACAGUAGAUUUAGGCCAUUAUCAGGAUCCACUUCACUGCUGGACUUCAACAGCAGGUUCAAAAAUGUAUCUGUUGUUUAGGGUCACUGCUGCACAUGAACUGGAUUCUCCAUUUCCCACCAUGCAGCUCAGCAGCAUCUUGCCUCAGAGGGAAUUCAACAACAGUUUUCAAACUAAUCUUCACGUGUAAAAUCACUGAUGAUCAUUUAUUCUAUCACAAAACUAGACUCAUUCAAAGAUACAGAGUUAAACAUCAGGCUGAAAUGAUCAGCAUCGUUGGUCCACUCGUCCUUUCAGCACACACACACACACACACACAUUGUGUCUGACAUGUGAAGCAUUCCGCACAUGUGUGUGUCUUGUGUACAGAUGUGUUUCUGCAGGGCUGUGUUGCCCCCCCAUCUGUUGUGCUUACGGAGCAGCUGACUGGCUGCUCGUCUACGUGCCUUCGCCCCCGCCCCCCCCAGCCCCGUGGCUUCCACCAAUUGAUCUUUUCCAAGAAACAUUAGCAGCAGGCAGGAAAUCAAGGAGAGGAGGGUGGCAGGAAAAAGAGUCGUUCUGCUGGGGUCACUUCUCAGUUCUGCAGGAGCAGAAAGCUGCUGUUCUCUCUGCUGUAAACAAGUUGAUUCUCUACGUUUAACUCACGGAAAUCAUCCACAUUCCACAAUCACAUUAACUGCGACAGCUGCAAUGACGUGUCACCGCUGAUUGGGAAAAAAUUGGUGUCGCUGACCACAAGUUUCACCAAAACAAGAGCUUUAACCUCCUUUUUAGAUACUUUCCAGUUGUAUUAAAAGGCUCAUUUGACCCUAUAAAGAAACAUUCUCCCUGUUCCCUCGGCUGUAACAAGUUUAUAGUUGUGUAAUUAGUGCUGCUUCGAGUUAACAAACAGAAUUCCACUCACAUUCUGUAGAUUUUAUUGUAAUCGAGGCAGAAACAUUGGAGGAAACUUGGGCAGAGUGAUUCUUUAUUUUCCUCAGGUGACUCCAGGUGAGCUCCGAACCUGAAAGACCCUAAAAAGUAGUGUAAAGUUUCAAUCCCUGCAAUUCUGUGACGGCCGCACGCUCUAUAUAUGCUGACGAUCCUGUGGUUUGCACCUGUUGUUCCCUAACAUUGGUUGAACCGACUCUUUUCGAACAUUGAAAAGUGUUGGAAGCUCAACUGAAGAUCUGAAAAUGUUGGAUUCUUCCAGUGAGAAUUAAAACCUUCCUUCUGUUUAUGGGUCUUUUUAACGAGUUGGGUGCAGUUCAGUUCUGCUCAGAAAAGAAACCAACUCGUGGAACAGUCGCAUUGGAAAAUACUUUGAAUCUGAAAUAACGGAAACAUUUGUAAUCACGAUUCCUCGUCUGUUAACAUGUUUCACGUUUUGUCUGAUGAGUGCGUGUUUGUAACGGCAGAUCAAGGAGGUGUGUGUGUGUUUGUGUGUUUGUGUGAGCGUAUGUGUUUGUACAUCAGGAGUCACAACACGUCUGACUGUGUUCGAGGACAGAUUGUUGGCUCCGGGGUGGAUGUGGGACGAGUCUGGUCCAGGCGUCCAUAUGUCGUGACAGCGCAGAUCAAAAAAGAUGAAAGUCGGUGUUGCGCCGCAGCGACAGAUGGACACAGCGACACAUACAUGUGCUAAAAGUCGGGCGGGCAGACAGGACGACACCUGGCUGCAGAUCCAACGCCAUCAGGAGCCGGAGGGAGGGGUCGAGCGUCCAAUGUGUCUCUAUUAAUUUGUGCGUUUCCCGUGAGGUGGCUGAUUGUUGUGAUUUGAGCAAGGUCUCGUUUUAAUUUAAAAUCUGAAGCCAGUGUUUCUCUGUAACAUUAAAUAUUCAUGACAGAACAAGCAACAAUCAUAAUAAAAUAUAUAUCCUCAGGCUUUUUAGGACUUUAAAGGAACAGUUCAGCAUUUCAGAAGGAAGGAACUGAUCAAUGACUCUAAAUACAGAUGGACGACGCAUCUCCAUUUCCUCCCUCUGUCCAAAAAUCAAGCCAAAAUAUCUCACUUACCAGAAACCAGGUUUUUAGUUUUGUCCCUGUCCCACAUCCUAACAUGGAGGAGACCAGGUUAAUGACGUGUACUCCAACCAGCCACCAGGGGGCGAUGGAGAUGUUGUGGCUUCCCUUUUGAGGAGCUGUCAUGUCGUCAUAUCUUUAUUUACAGUCUAUGGUACCGAUCAGGAAACAGUCCAGGACAUAUACACGUCCCUGAGAAAUGACAAAUUAGUGGUUUCUACACUUUUGUUUUUGUUCAUAUAUAAAACAGAGACCGAACAUUUUGAUUAUUCAGCUUCAGGGGAGCUGUGAGGUAGAUUCUCUUGUGUUCGGACGACUUAUUGUUCCAGUCUGAGCGAAGCUAAGUUCUUGGCAGCAGCGUCGUGAGUGGUAUGAAUCUUCUAAUCUAAUUCUCAGCGAGAGAAUAAACUUUCCAGAAUGUCAAACUUUUACCCUUUCUAAAAGCUCAGACACUUUUAUUCCUGUGCUGUGGGACUGUGUGUGGGCGGCACCACAACCCACCGACUGUGAACUAACUCUGAUUCAACAACUGCCAAAUCUUUAUUGUUGCACAGAAGAACGAGACGCCACCUUCCUCUGGUGGAGAAAAAAACACUAAAGCUCUUUUGUGAAAUAACCACAACUCAGAUGUUCGUGUUUGGAAUCAACACUACAACAAACAGUCAUUGAUCAUUUUAGACUCAUAGUGAACUCUCCUCGCAGAUCUGGAUAUUAGAGAUUAUCCAUCUUGAACUUUUGAAGAUGCUCCGCUCAGCUUCACAGUGUGUAUGUGUAAUAAGGAAGAUUUUAGGGUAUUUUCUACUUUUGAAAUGUACUGUGAAAUUGACUCAAAAAUAGUUUUAUCUGGAUUGUUAUUCUGACCCGUACUAAAUUAAUCACAGUUAUAGACCCACAUGAUUUAUUCCCAUGAUUAAAAUACUUCAUUCGUCCCUCAGGGCGAGUGGGAGAGCGAAUGCAGAUAAUUCAUGCAAACACACAAAAGUUAAGACUAAAUACUGAUAAAAACAAAUAUGUCACAGUCGAAAAUAACCAAUCAGUCUCGUGGAAAUCUGCUCGGGGGUGAGAACGUAACGUUGUUGGUGGAGGUGACAGUUGUUGGAAUCAGAUGUUCAGCGUCACAUCCGGGUCUUAAUGCUCCGGCCGCCGCACACGCUCUUUGCCAUUUGGUGUGUUUCAAUUCCUUUUUCGUGUCUUCGUGUGUGACUUUGUAACUUCAGCCUUUACCUGCAGUUCUCAGAAACUCGACGCCCCUGAGCGGCAGCCGGCCUGAAACGAGACAGAGGCAGAGGAAGGGAGGAGGAGGAGGAGGAGGAGGAGGAGGAGGAGGAGGAGUGAAGGGGGCGAGGGAAGGAGGGCGAGCCUCCAGAGGGGGUUCGAAUUCCCUGCAAUCAGAAACAGAGACGGAACGAGGGAGCGACUGCUACUUAUAAUCACAGACUCCCCCACGUUUCUCUCUCUGCCGCUUCUAUUUUUUCCCUUUGUUUUUGCACUUAUGCUUUUUUAUGUGAAGUCAAUCGACGUGUCUUUUUCUUCUGGGGUUUUUUCACUUUCACAGUUUGAAUAUUGUUCGGUGGAAGUCUGAGGAACGGAGGGAGGAGCGAUGAGCGUCUCUGGUUUUCUGUUUAACUUUGUUUUGUACUUUUUUUUGUAACUUUAUCCACUUGGCAGCUUGAUAUUUAAUGUCUUUUUAAGGCGACCUGUGUGUGUGUGUGUGUGUCUGUGUGUGUGUAAGCUCAUAAGCACUGUCUCAGCCCACUGCCACAGGAGACUCCACCUCACAGGUCUCUUACCUCCCUCGAUGCCGGUAAAGGCGACUCCCGACCGCAGUGCGUCCGCCUUGUUUACGCUCUGUGACUCGUUUGUUGUGUUGAUGACAUCACCCCCGUGACCUUACCACCGUCACAUAAACUCCUUUUUUUUUCUUUUUUUUUUACUCAUAACUGAUUUCCCUCAGUUCCCACAUGGCAGAUAACUACAAACGCACACAUUCACAAACAUAGGUGCACACUACGUAACACCCACACCCACCCACACACACACACACACACAGUACAGCCUCUGUGUUGUUGUUUUUAACUGUGGUGUGAUUGUGGUCGUGUUAAACAGUCGGACACUGUAGCUGCUCUGUCUGUGGCCUCGCUGUUAUGCGAUGGCUAUGAAGGCUCGCCAUUGUGUGACCAAAAAACAUUUUUGUCGUCGCUCGGGCCACUGAGAACCGGUUUGGGCCAACCCGAGAGAGAGAGAGAGAGAGAGAGAGGGAGGGAGGAAGAGAGAGAGAGAGAGAGAGAGAGAGAGAAUGCCAUUUCUGUCCUCAUCUUUUGUUUAAUGUUGUGUGUCUGUCACACAACAAACCGGUGCUGGUUUCAUGCUUUUAUUUUGUAUUCACUACAAAACGUCCUCUCUGUUUUGUUUUUUUCCUCCAAAUCGACAAAGAUGUCAAAACAAAAACAAAAAAACAUUACAAAAAAAGAAAAAGCUGAUUCUUUUUCUUUACUUUUGGGAAGAAAUUUGAGUUGCAUGCUGAAAAGCAGAAAGUUCUUCUGCCUGUAAAACUAUGAAUUGCACCUUAUCGGGGGGGAUGUGGUUUUCUUUGUAUUUUUGUUUUAUGCAUAGAUAAUUAUAUAUAUAUAUACACGUGGGGGAUGUAUGAUGUUUUUGUGUAUUUUUGAUUUCGACAGGAGAUGGAAGUGUUUGCUUGUCAGACGAUGCAUGUUUCUUAAGCAGGGUUUUCGGAUUAAUUAUAUUUUUUCAUGCUUAUUGACGCCGGGUUUCAUCAUAAUUGUUUCAGGCACUGUUUGUGGUGGUGGGACGGCUUCGCUGAGCAGCGUCAGAGACCGGUGAACUAUCAUGACACUACAAAAAAUGAAAGAUCCGAAUGAUUCUCGAUCGUGAAACUGAAUAAAACUAUAAGAGAAAAAAACCAACAGACUUAAAGAUUCAUGUUCGAAGACGUUUCACUUUCACGUGUUUCUCUUCUGCGUUGCAGAAACAGGUGGUUGAGACUGAAACCUCGUGUGAUUUGACUCUGACAAGCUGCUGCUGCUUAGUGAAGCCUGGUCCACACACACACACACACACACACACACACACACUGGCCAGUCGUCACACAGCGACCACUAGGAGGCGCCCUGCUUAUCCUCUCACAUAUCGCACAUAGCAAACAGCUCCUCCACCUAACGUCUGUCUAGUCCUUGAAAAAAGGACAAAUGACUAACAGACACAGGACGCCAUGUUGCUCACUCACACACACACACACACACACACACACACACUCACCAACAGAUGACUGGCAGCAGACAUGGUGCUGCCACCCGGCCUCAUGUCCCCGGGGGCGGAGUGCUGUCUGCAGCCAAUUAAGCAGCAGGGCCGGUUGCCAGGUCCGUAGCCAUCUAAUCCCCUGCACCCUCCCACUGGGUUGCCAGAUGUAAAAGCCCUCUCUUUACUCUCUAUACACUUUGUUGUGUUUAAAAACAAAAAGAAGUAGUUUCGGGUUUCACACUGUGAGGGGACGUCGAGGGUUUGGACGUUUUGCAGGUUGCAGCACUUAUUGACCUAAAUGAGAGUUUAUGAGAAAGUGGUCCGUUGUUGUUGAGACAAAGGCCCAACACACAGACACACAGACACACACACACACUCACACUCCUACCUGAGUAGCCACGUUCUGGUGUAGCCCGUAAAGAGGAAGCCUUUGUGUGUAAGAGCUGUCAGCGAAGGACAAAGGAAGGAAAUUACACUUGUUCCUUUUACUUACUGACACAAUGGCUUCAUAUGAGCGUAACACACGACGUGUUGUGGCAGCGAACAUUAACACAACCUGUGUGCCCUGCCUCCCUCUGUCCCCCCUGCACUGAUAAUGAUUGUAUAUGGCCACAUAAUUUUUUAUUUUUUAUAUCAUUGUUUGGGGUUGUUUUCUGGGUUUGUUGAUUAUUUUGUGUUUGGUUUUGAAAUGGUUUUGUUGGGUCAUUGUGUAACAGCGUGAGAGAGAGUGUGUGUGUGUGUGUGUGUUUGUGUGUGUGUGUGUGAGUGAGAGAGAGAAGGAAGCGAUGGGGUGUGUUGUUCAGUGGCUCAGCUCCCAGUACACGUCAGCCCUUUGCUCGUGUUCAUCAUUGUGCCAGUGUGUUCAGGUGUUCCCUUACCUCCACAUCUGUUCAUCCAAAUGGAAGAGAGAGAGAGCAGAGGAGGAGGAGGAGGAGGAGGAGGAGGAGGAGGAGGAGGAGGAGGAGGAGGAGAGGAGGAAGGCCUUUCCUCAGGGGAAAAAAACACGUAUAAAUGAGAAAAGAUACUUUUGAAAAAAGGAUAUUUUUCUCCUGUUCAGUCACAAAGAAGAGUGUAAAUUUCUAAGUUAAUUGAAAAUGAUGAAUAAAAAAAAUGUGUUCUCUAUAUGAAUGGCUGUAUAUGUUAACCAGGAACAAAAAGUAAUGAGUUCUAUGACAAAGACAUAUAAUAAAUUAAUUUUAAAAUUUUA
Hippoglossus stenolepis (Pacific halibut) is the source of this 14172-nucleotide messenger RNA. RefSeq names its product beta-1,4-mannosyl-glycoprotein 4-beta-N-acetylglucosaminyltransferase b (gene mgat3b). Bases 833 to 2740 code for a protein of 635 amino acids. Gene Ontology annotation, cellular component: membrane. Lineage: Eukaryota; Metazoa; Chordata; Actinopteri; Pleuronectiformes; Pleuronectidae. Gene Ontology annotation, molecular function: beta-1,4-mannosylglycoprotein 4-beta-N-acetylglucosaminyltransferase activity. The transcript has 5 exons. Gene Ontology annotation, biological process: protein N-linked glycosylation; N-acetylglucosamine metabolic process. The record is from RefSeq and is a predicted model, not a curated record.